UGGACAUGACUGUUUGGUUACUGAUUAGAUGAAAUGUUAUAACACUGAGUGAUAAGACCUUACUUGGGAGCAAAGUGUCAGAGUCCUCUAUCCAUACUGAAGGACAGCACGGGGCAUCAUGAUCAUGGAACAGAAGACAGCACGAGAGCCAUGCUGCUCCAAAUUAAAGAUGUUUUUGGCUGCCAUGUGCUUUGUGUUCUUUGCCAAAGCUUUUCAGGGCAGCUACAUGAAAAGCUCCAUCACACAGAUUGAGAGACGCUUUGACAUUCCCAGCUCGCUGAUUGGAUUCAUUGAUGGAAGUUUUGAAAUUGGUAAUCUGCUUGUAAUAGCAUUUGUGAGUUACUUUGGUGCUAAACUUCAUAGACCACGGCUGAUAGGAGCUGGGUGUUUACUCAUGGCCAUGGGAUCCUUCAUAACUGCGGCACCACAUUUCUUUCAAGGACUGUACAAAUACGAGACAACACUUUCACAUUUGUCUGCCUCCAAUGGGACAGAAAGUACCCUACCAUGUUUAACUAAUGGGAGUCUUGCACAAGAUCAUGAAAUUCCCACAGUGGAAAGUCAAGCAGAGUGUGAGAAAGCAGCCAGUUCCUCCCUGUGGCUCUUUGUCUUCCUCGGGAACAUGCUUCGUGGCGUGGGAGAGACACCCGUCAUGCCUCUUGGGUUGUCUUACCUGGAUGACUUUUCAAGGCAGGAAAACACUGCUUUUUACCUGGCUCUCAUACAGACUGUGGGGAUAAUUGGGCCCAUGUUUGGAUUCAUGUUAGGAUCUUUCUGUGCCAAGCUCUAUGUGGACAUCGGAGCAGUGAACUUAGAUACCAUCAGCAUCAACCACAAAGACACGCGUUGGGUUGGCGCCUGGUGGCUGGGCUUUUUGAUAACUGGUGGAGUGAUGACACUGGCUGGAAUUCCCUUUUGGUUCCUUCCCAAGUCUCUUCCUAAGCAGGGUGAGACUGAAACAGAGAAAAAAUCGAAUGUUCUAGAGGGCGAACAGGACCGCUUCAUUGACAACAACAGUACUCCUCCCAACAAACCAGCUCCAGUUACCAUGGUGGCUCUGGCUAAAGAUUUUCUGCCAUCACUGAAGAAACUCUUCAGCAACAAGAUUUACCUGCUCAUCAUGUGCGCUGGUUUCAUUCAAGUCAAUGGUUUCAUAGGAAUGAUCACAUUCAAACCAAAGUUCAUGGAGCAAGCUUAUGGCCAAUCAGCAUCAAGGGCCAUAUUUUUGAUCGGCAUUUUAAAUCUACCAGCUGUGGCGUUGGGAAUCGUUGCUGGAGGGUUUAUAAUGAAGAAGUUCAAACUGAAUGUUCUUGGAGCAGCCAAGAUCUGCAUAGGUGCCUCUGUUCUGGCUUUCACUUUGCUGCUUAUUCAGUAUUUCCUGCAGUGUGACAACUCACAAGUGGCUGGACUUACAGUGUCAUAUCAAGGGGCUCCAGAAGUGUCCUACCAGAAGAAUACACUCAUCUCUCAGUGUAACACUGGUUGCUCCUGCUCUCUCAAGCACUGGGAUCCGAUAUGCGCCAGCAAUGGCAUGACCUAUGCCUCCCCCUGCCUCGCUGGCUGCCAAACCUCCACUGGGGUUGGCAGGGAGAUGGUAUUCCACAACUGCACCUGUAUUGGAGAGUCGUCUCUCCCCUAUGCAAAUAUGUCAGCAGUGCUGGGCCAGUGUCCUCGAAAGAAUGACUGUGACUACAUGUUUAAGUUCUACAUGGGGGUGUCAGUCAUUGGUGCUUUUAUUUCGGCUUGUGGGGCCACACCAGGUUACAUUAUUCUGCUCAGAACCAUAACACCAGAACUGAAGUCUUUGGCCCUUGGUAUGUAUAUGUUGGUUGUGCGGACACUGGGUGGCAUUCCCCCUCCAGUUUAUUUCGGAGCCUUGAUUGACAGGACUUGUCUGAAAUGGGGCACAAAACAAUGUGGAGGGAGAGGAGCGUGUCGUAUCUACGAAACAGGUGCCUUCAGAAAUUCUUUCUUGGGUCUUGUUUAUGGCCUGUAUGCUGCAUCCUACCUGUUUUGGGGAGUCCUGUACAAUAGACUGUCUCAUCUUGAAAAGAAGCUCAAAUUAAAGGACCAGUUAAAAGCUCAAGAACAGGAUGGCAGUGGUGUUUCUAAUAGCAAUGGGAAUGUGCCUUCAGCUAUUGUAAAAUGCAAUGAAAAUCCAGACCAGGAGACCACUAUCUGAAGUUAGGCUUCCAGUAAUUUUGCAAAGUCAAAUGUGUGUAUUGCACCAAAGUAACAGAGUGUUAGUAAAGUUAUAACUUCUACUUGUACAUUUAUUGAUAAGAGUAUUAUAUGCUGUUUGUAAACUCAUCGACAGGUCUUUUUUUUACAUUAGGUUCAACUCAAUCUUCAUUUUCAGUUAUUUCCUGGCUCCUGUAUUUUUUACGCAUUUAUAGAACGGCAUUCAAGCAGUAUCCAAUCCAACAACUACAGUAUAAGCUAGAAAGUAAUAUAUUAUAGUCAAAGAAAACAUGGUAUGGAUAAUGUGGUUCCUCAGACUAGAACAUUGUUACAUAGAAUCAUUGUUACAGUGGCAGGUCAUUGUGAGCUCACUGUUUCUUAGGAGUUUCUUGUCAUGACAUUAUGAUAUAUAUUGGGGUCACAUAUAUCAUCAUACUUUGUCAUUUAUAUAUAUAUAUAUAUAUUGCAAUGUUUUGUAAAAUUUCUGAAUGGAAUCAAAUUUUAUGUAUGCAGCUGUAAAUAAUGGACAGUAUGUCAUGUACAUGGAACAUUGGAUCCUUUUGCAACAUUGCUUAUGAAAUUAAAAUUCUUUCUUUGUAAGUCCUUUACAUAUAGAAUAAAAGAAUUUGUCUGUG
Messenger RNA from Ctenopharyngodon idella (grass carp), 2816 nucleotides. RefSeq names its product solute carrier organic anion transporter family, member 1D1 (gene slco1d1). The transcript is spliced from 15 exons. Gene Ontology annotation, molecular function: protein binding. NCBI's taxonomy places the organism in Eukaryota, Metazoa, Chordata, Actinopteri, Cypriniformes, Xenocyprididae. Gene Ontology annotation, biological process: sodium-independent organic anion transport; transmembrane transport. Gene Ontology annotation, cellular component: membrane. Bases 119 to 2182 code for a protein of 687 amino acids. The record is from RefSeq and is a predicted model, not a curated record.